Molecule: messenger RNA, 1000 nt
Organism: Camelina sativa (false flax)
Lineage: Eukaryota; Viridiplantae; Streptophyta; Magnoliopsida; Brassicales; Brassicaceae
Product: ubiquitin-conjugating enzyme E2 14
Source: RefSeq, a predicted model, not a curated record
GACGGUUUGAUUGCUCUAAAGUCUAAACCAUCACAUCUUUUUCUCUCUCGUCGCGUCUACAAAAUCCAUCCUUUGGGCUAAACCUCAUCUUCCCCCACGAAUCUAGUAGUUCCUUCUCUCUCUCUCUCUCUCUCUCUUUCGUCCGGUGGCUUGUUAACGAUGGCAAACAAUCAAGCAAGCCUUCUUCUUCAGAAACAACUUAAAGAUCUGUGCAAGAAGCCUGUUGAUGGUUUCUCAGCUGGCCUCGUUGAUGAGACUAACGUUUUCCAAUGGAGCGUCUCAAUUAUGGGUCCUCCUGAUACUUUGUAUGAAGGUGGUUUUUUUAAUGCAAUUAUGACGUUUCCAGAGAAUUAUCCAGUUAGUCCACCAACAGUGACGUUCACCUCAGAGAUGUGGCAUCCUAAUGUUUAUGCUGAUGGAAAAGUUUGCAUUUCUAUUCUUCAUCCUCCUGGUGAUGAUCCUAAUGGAUACGAGCUUGCCUCAGAACGUUGGACCCCUGUUCAUACGGUAGAAAGCAUUGUGUUGAGUAUCAUAUCGAUGCUCUCGGGUCCCAACGACGAGUCACCCGCGAAUGUGGAAGCAGCAAAGGAAUGGAGAGACAACAGAGCAGAGUUUAGGAAGAAAGUGAGUCGCUGUGUCAGAAGAUCGCAAGAGAUGCUGUGAACAUCUCUCUCUUGCGUUUUUUUCGUGUUGUAGAAAAUUUCUAUUCUAAUCUUAUGAGAGAGCGUAAGCAGAUCCAUCUUCAAGCAAGCAGCAAAUGAAUCUGACUGUCAAAAAGCAGCUCUUCUUUUCUUCUUUAUUUUUUUUCUUCUUUUCUUUUGGUUUUGGGUUUGGCUUUUAAGGUUUGGAAUAUUGUAGUGGAAUCAAAUCCACUCCAUAUAUUAGGAUUAUCGUUAAUGGAUUCGUUUUCACAUUCUCUUUUGAUAUUCAUUUGAUAUGGCUUUUCUUUUUUAACUUAAUUCUGGUUUUGGGGUAAUUCUGAAUUUUAUAACUUGUGGUA